Molecule: messenger RNA, 727 nt
Organism: Rubroshorea leprosula
Lineage: Eukaryota; Viridiplantae; Streptophyta; Magnoliopsida; Malvales; Dipterocarpaceae
Source: the annotation of a GenBank genome assembly
GGAAGAUGUAUUUCUCCGUCCUGGAUCCUUGCCGGAGUUUGUUGGGAAGGGUGGGGGUCAGGGGAUUUUCAGACUGCCAGAUCGGCGCGCCAUGCAUCCUAAGAGGCCUCCGAGUCUUGAAGUCCGGCCGCAUCCGCUUAGGGGGGCUCAGAUUGGGAGGUUUUUGAAGACGGUUGUGACUGCUGAGCGUCAGCUAUGGGCGGGAAGUGAGAAUGGUGCUGUGAGGGUUUGGGAUUUUAGAGAUUUGUACGGGAAAGUGCUGAGGGUGAGGAGGAAGAUGCAGCGCUGUUUUAGGGAUGGUAAUUUUUUCCCGAUUCUCACGGGGCUCCACAGGGAUCCCUGUCACGGGGACGGGAUGAAGAGGAAUAUUCCUUCUCAUGGGACGGGGAUGGGGAGCAUUUUCACCCCCCCGCGCGGCCCCGUUGACAUCCCUACGCUGUUUAAGGAGGUGUCGUCGACAUUGCCAUCGGCUUCUGCGGCAGUGAUGUGUAUGGUGGGGGAUGAGGGUAGUGGGCUGGUCUGGAGUGGUCAUAGAGAUGGGAGGGUUAGGUGCUGGAGGAUGUAUUCCGGAACUGGUUCCUUCAAGGAGGGAUUCUCGUGGCAAGCUCACCACGGGCCUGUUCUUUCUAUGGUCAUCACUUCUUAUGGUCAGUUUUUUUACCAGUCAUUUGGCUAGUCUCUGUAUGUUAGCAGUCUGUAUAUUAAUGCAUAAAGUACAUCCUCAUUU